AUGUGUGUUGAAUGUGGAGAGACCACUCAUCAGGAGUCAGAUUACAUUAAACAACAGAAAAUUCACAUACAGAUGAAACCUCAUGAGUGUAUUGAUAGUAGAAAAGCCUUUUUCCCAAAACCAUUCACACAGAGGAGAAACCUCAUGAAUAUAAUAACUAUGGAAAAGACUUUUUUGAACAAGUCUGACCUCAGUAAUCAGCAGAGAAUUCACAAAGGGCAGAAGCCUUAUGAAUGCAAUGACUAUGGCAAAGCCUUUGGUCAGAAGUCAAACCUCACAAUGCAUCAGAGAAUUCACACAGGGGAGAAACUUUAUGAAUGUAAUGACUGUGGAAAAGCCUUUGGUCAGAAGUCAAACCUCACAAUGCAUCAGAGAAUUCACACAGGGGAUAAACCUUAUAAAUGUUUUGACUGUGGAAAAGCCUUUGGCCAGAAGUCAAACCUCAUAAUGCAUCAGAGAAUUCAUACAGGGGAGAAACCUUAUGGAUGUAAUGACUGUGGAAAAGUCUUUGGCCAGAAGUCAAGUCUCAUAAUGCAUCAGAGAAUUCACACGGGAGAGAAACCUUAUGAAUGUAAUGUCUGUAGAAAAGCUUUUGGCCAGAAAUCAAGUCUCAUAAUGCAUCAGAGAAUUCACACAGGAGAGAAACCUUAUGAAUGUAAUGACUGUGGAAAAGCCUUUGGCCACAAAUCAAACCUAAUGAUUCAUCAGAGAAUUCACACAGGGGAGAAGCCUUAUGAAUGUAAUAACUGUGGAAAAGCCUUUGGAAAUCAGCCAGACCUCAUUAGACAUCAGAGAAUUCACACAGGGGAGAAGCCUUAUGAAUGUAAUAACUGUGGGAAAGCCUUUGGCCAGAAGACAAGCCUAAUAAUGCAUCAGAGAAUUCACACAGGGGAGAAGCCUUAUGAAUGUAAUGACUGUGGCAAAGCCUUUGGCCAGAAGUCAAGCCUCAGAAUGCGUCAGAGAACUCACACAGGUGAGAAACCUUAUGAAUGUAGUGACUGUGGAAAAACCUUUGGCCAGAAGUCAAACCUCAUAACACAUCAAAGAACUCACACAGGUGAAAAACCCUAUAAAUGUGGUGACUGUAGAAAAGCCUUUUUCCUGAAGGCAAGCCUAGUAAUACAUCAUAAAACUCACACAGGGGAGAAACCUUAUGAAUGUAAUGACUGUGGAAAGGCUUUUGGCCAAAAAUCAGACCUCAUUGAACACCAGAGAAUUCAUGCAGGGGAGAAGCCUAAUGAAUGUAAAGAAUGUGGAAAAGACUUUGGCAAUAAGAGAAUUCAAUGCACCAGGGAAUUCACACGGGGGAGAAAACUUAUGAAUGAAAUGACUCAGAAACUUUUUAACUAUAAUUCAGCCCUAAUUGCACAUCAACAAAUUCAUAUAGGGGAAAACCCUUUUGAAUAUAGCGCAUGUGAAAAAGCCUUUACCUGGAAGUCAUACCUCUUAAUACAUCAGACAUUACAUGGGGAAAAACCUUAUGAAUGUAAUGAAUGUUGGAAAGCUCUUUGA
This is a messenger RNA of Lepus europaeus (European hare), 1512 nucleotides long. Its product is annotated as zinc finger protein OZF-like. Bases 1 to 1512 code for a protein of 503 amino acids. The transcript is spliced from 3 exons. Lineage: Eukaryota; Metazoa; Chordata; Mammalia; Lagomorpha; Leporidae. The record is from RefSeq and is a predicted model, not a curated record.